Molecule: messenger RNA, 702 nt
Organism: Botrytis byssoidea
Lineage: Eukaryota; Fungi; Ascomycota; Leotiomycetes; Helotiales; Sclerotiniaceae
Exons: 1
Coding region: 1-702 (233 amino acids)
Source: RefSeq, a predicted model, not a curated record
AUGUCCAAACCACCCACACUACUCACCCUCCCCGUAGAGAUCCGACACAAAAUCCUCCACCAUGCUCUUUGUAACCAUAGACUUGUCCGAGCCUCCAACCGAAUCAGCGGAUCCAAGCUCCUUGGCGUCGAGGGUCCCGACGGACAAAUGCUUCCCCCGGAUAAACGCGAAUACUUCUACGGCACCGAACUCAUGAGCUCCAUGUUUGUCGUUUGUCGUCUCAUGCAUGCUGAGCUUGAAGAAAUUAUGUUUACACGCUUUGUUUUUCACGUGCGUUUAUCUUCCGCGCGCGAAUUCGUGGAUACGAUUAGUCCCUACGCGCGUACGUUGAUACGGGAAAUGGAUGUGGUUGUUACUUUUGAUCUUAGUCGUGAUGAGAUUCCGACACAGGAGGGUAUGAGUUAUUUGAACGAAAAGCUUCCGCUGUUGAGAAAAGUGGAUGUGACGGUUGAAUUUGUGAGGGCUCCAUUUCGUGGUCGUUUAGAGAAGAGCAGGAUCAACGCAUUUGCAGAUGGGGUUGUGGAGUUUGUUAUGGGUUUUGCGGAGGGUAUGAAGGUUGUGGUUACUUGGAGUGAUUUUUGGUUGUGUAAGAAGCAGAUCAUGGAUCUGUGUAGUGAUAAGAUGGAAGAGCUGGUGGUAAGUUCGAAAAGGGAGGGAGUUGAUUAUGAUGUAAAAGUUUUGAAACUUCCAGAGACUAGAUAA